AUGUGGACUCUAUCCAUUCCUGAGCAUCUGCUAGAAGCCACCAUGUGCAAGUCCUUCGGGGCCACCCUAUCUGGACCCGCUUUACAAUGGCUGAUAAGUCUUAAGCCAGGUAGCAUUCAAAAUUUUGCUGCUUUAAUUAACAAGUUUUAUAUGCAGUUUGCAAGCAGCAGAAUCCUAGAGAAGCACACCGGCGACUUGUACCGCAUCACCCAGAAAGCCAAUGAAGCUGUGAGGCAGUACCUAGAUCGAUUCAACAAGGAAAUGAUCUCCGUCAAGAACCUGGAUGUUCCCACAGCUAUCGAAGCAUUCAGGAGAGGACUAACCUAUAAAUCUAGAUUGUAUUAUGAAUUGACCAGGUACCCAUGUGGCACAUUCGAAGAGGUCAGGGCCAGAGCUAUGGCUGAGAUACGUGUCGAGGAGGACGAGGCGUCCAGGUACGUAAGCGAGCCUAGCUAUGAUCGGAAAUCCCAGAACCAGAGGAAGACUGAUUGGCGCCAUCAGCCAUAUCAGAAGCGCGAAAGUAAUAACGUAGCCAGCAAAGCCACAGGUAAAUCGUCUGACAAUGAUUAUCCUUCCAUUGCUUCCUACUGUUUUAACGUGGAUGCAGGGGGCGUAGUAAACGCAUUAGAAAAGCUGGGAACCACAAUUAGGUGGCCUCGCAAAAACGACAGACCAGACAGCGAGAAGGAUACCACCAAGUGGUGCAGCUACCAUGGCGACCAUGGCCAUCGAACAGAAGAAUGCAAUGCUCUCAAAAAGGAAGUGGCAUGGCUACUCAAGAAGGGCUAUCUCGAGCACUUGAUGGGGAAGAAGGGGCAGCAAGAAGAUAAAGCUGGCCCCAGCCAGCAACAGCCUUGUCCGCCACCUGAGCCCCUGCACGAUAAGGUAAUCAACUCUAUCUCUGGAGGUUCAGAAAUAUGUGGACUAACAUACUCUGCAGCCAAGAGGAAGCUGAUAUCCUCAGGAAAGCAACCGUUCUGUUCGGGUUCAAUGGCGAGCCAGCUACAACGCUCGGAGAAAUCGUAUUGCCCACCUAUGCAAAAGGAGUCAACCUCCAAACCAGGUUCAAUGUGGUAG
Molecule: messenger RNA, 1077 nt
Organism: Beta vulgaris subsp. vulgaris (sugar beet)
Lineage: Eukaryota; Viridiplantae; Streptophyta; Magnoliopsida; Caryophyllales; Amaranthaceae
Exons: 2
Coding region: 1-1077 (358 amino acids)
Source: RefSeq, a predicted model, not a curated record